Molecule: messenger RNA, 1068 nt
Organism: Rotaria sp. Silwood1
Lineage: Eukaryota; Metazoa; Rotifera; Eurotatoria; Philodinida; Philodinidae
Source: the annotation of a GenBank genome assembly
AUGGAUAACAUAGAAAAAUUGGUCAAUAAAUCGAAAUCAUCAUCAAAGCAACGUAUAUUUGCUCCACUUAAUAUACCAUGGCAUCGUCGAUGUCAAACAUUAUCUGUUCUUGUAUGUUCUUUAUUACCAUGGUUUUGUAUAUAUUUAACAAUAUGUUUUCUUCGUGCUGAUCGUUGGUAUAUAUUUGGAAGUUUUCUUAUCUAUUUAAUAUGGAUGGCGAUGUUUAGAAAUUAUCCUACACAUGGUGGUUGUAGACAACAAUGGUUUCGUCGAUUAAUUUUUUGGAAAUGGUUUGUUGAUUAUUUUCCAAUUCGUUUACAUAAAACAUGUGAUCUACCUGCUGAUCGUUCUUAUAUAUUUGGUUAUCAUCCACAUGGAAUUAUUUGUCUAGGAGGUAUUGGUAAUUUUGCUACUGAAGCUACUGGUUUUGAAAAUUUAUUUCCUGAUAUUAAUGUUCGUUUUCUUGUAUUGAAUUCAAAUUUUCAAAUACCAUUUUUUGAAUUUAUUUUAACAAUGAUGGGUAUGUGUGAUGUAUCAAGAGAAUCAUGUAAUUAUAUAUUAAAACAAGGUAAAGGUAAUAGUAUUGUAUUAGUUCUUGGUGGUGCACAAGAAUCAUUAGAUGCACGUUCAUCUUUUGAAUAUAUAUUAACACUUAAAAAUCGUAAAGGUUUUAUUAAAGUUGCUCUUGAAAAUGGUGCUAAUUUAGUUCCUGUAUUUUCAUUUGGUGAAAAUGAUCUAUAUGGACAAAUAUCGAAUCCACGUGGUUCAAAAUUACGAUCAAUACAAAUAUUUUUACAAAAAAAAAUGGGCUAUGCAUUACCAUUAUUUUAUGGACGUGGAAUAUUUCAAUAUAAAUUUGGACUUUUACCUUAUCGACAUCCAGUUGAUACAUAUGUUGGAGAACCAAUUGAAAUACCAAAAUUAUCUGUAGAACGUAUAACACCUGAAAUUAUUAAUGAAUAUCAUAUGAAAUAUUUAAAUGCAUUAACACAUCUAUUUGAUACAUACAAAGCUAAACAUGAUAAUGCUAAUGCAUCGCUCAUUUUUGUUGAUGAUCCUAGUAGAUAG